Rhododendron vialii is the source of this 1706-nucleotide messenger RNA. Its product is annotated as inner membrane protein PPF-1, chloroplastic. The record is from RefSeq and is a predicted model, not a curated record. The transcript has 11 exons. Gene Ontology annotation, biological process: protein localization to chloroplast; thylakoid membrane organization; protein insertion into membrane. Gene Ontology annotation, molecular function: membrane insertase activity. Gene Ontology annotation, cellular component: chloroplast thylakoid membrane. Lineage: Eukaryota; Viridiplantae; Streptophyta; Magnoliopsida; Ericales; Ericaceae. Bases 186 to 1541 code for a protein of 451 amino acids.
CAUCUCCAACUCACAGAAACGGAUAACGCGCUAGAUAUUCUCCCCCCUCUCUCUCUCUCUCUCUCUCUCUCUCUCCUUCCACUUCCAGUCCUCCCUCAUCCUCCAUUCCUCCUCACUCCAUACUCUCUCUCUCUCCACAAGCCACUCAUGAGGAGCUGAACGAAACCCUAGAAACCUCCAACUCCAUGGCGAAAACACUAAUCUCAUCCCCUCCCUUCAUCACCACCACGCCCCACCCUUCCCUCUCCCGCCAUGGCCUCCUCCACCCUCUCCCUCGACGCACCACCAGGCUCCUCUCUACCAGAGUCAACCUCAGCUUCCACGACCUUCCCCCUAUCCCCUCCUUCGACUCUUCUGCCGAUUUCAGCGCAAUCGUAAGCCGCGCGGAGGGCCUCCUCUACACGCUCGCCGAUGCCGCCGUCGCCGUCGAUCCGGCCGCCUCCACUGACCCCGCCGCCGUCCAGAAGAACGGCGGGUGGUUCUCCUUUAUCGCCGAUGGCAUGGAGGUUGUUUUGAAGGUGCUGAAGGAUGGUCUCACGGCAGUGCAUGUCCCUUACGCUUAUGGAUUUGCCAUUAUUUUGCUCACUGUUAUUGUUAAACUCGUAACAUUUCCACUGACAAAGCAACAGGUUGAAUCAUCACUUGCUAUGCAAAACCUUCAACCAAAGAUCAAAGCAAUCCAAGAAAGAUACAAAGGAAAUCAGGAAAGAAUACAACUUGAGACAUCACGGCUCUAUAGGCAGGCAGGGGUAAAUCCUUUGGCAGGGUGUUUCCCAACUUUGGCUACAAUACCAGUCUGGAUAGGUUUAUAUCAAGCUCUAUCAAAUGUUGCAAAUGAGGGACUACUCACAGAAGGCUUCUUCUGGAUCCCCUCUUUGGGAGGCCCAACUACUAUAGCUGCUCGACAAAGUGGUUCUGGAAUUUCUUGGCUUUUUCCAUUUGUGGAUGGCCAUCCACCCCUGGGUUGGCAUGACACUGCAGCGUACCUUGUUUUACCUGUCCUUCUUGUUGCUUCUCAGUUUGUUUCAAUGGAGAUCAUGAAGCCACCCCAGAGUGAUGAUCCAGCUCAGAAGAACACUCUUCUUGUUUUCAAGUUUCUGCCUCUUAUGAUUGGUUACUUUUCCUUGUCUGUUCCGUCUGGAUUAUCAAUUUACUGGUUCACAAAUAAUGUCCUUAGCACUGCACAACAAGUAUGGUUAAAGCAACUAGGCGGUGCAAAGCCUGUUGUAAGCAAGAAUGCAAGUGGCAUCAUCAGUGCAGGACGUGCGAAACGAUCAGGCUCUCAGCCAGCGCCAACUGGUGAUAGGUUUAGGCAGUUAAAGGAAGAAGAGAAGAAGAAAAAGUUGAAUGAGGUGCUGCCUGCAGAGCAGGUUGAGGUUCUGGCUUCUACAUCUGAGUCUGAAGAUGGAUCAGAUGAAGUGACUAAUGCCACGAAGGAGGAGGCUUUGGAUGAGGUAUAUGCUUCCAAUGGAAGCAAACCACUUCCAGAUUAUUCUAAGCCAAAGAGGAGUAAGCGGUCGAAGCGGAAGCGUGCGGUAUGAUAAUGUAUUCUUAUUUGCAUGUAGGUUCUGUGAGUCCUGUAUAUUUAAAGAAAUUGUAUCUUAGUCGAUUCAUAGUAGCCAUUUUUAUGCUGGCUCGUUCAUGUAAGGUUUACCAGCACUUUUGGUGAAGAUCAAUUUUUGGAAGAUGGAAAGUUUUACAUCCCA